Astyanax mexicanus (Mexican tetra) is the source of this 3402-nucleotide messenger RNA. It is a transcript of the gene lonp2, whose product is annotated as lon peptidase 2, peroxisomal. Gene Ontology annotation, molecular function: serine-type endopeptidase activity; ATP binding; ATP-dependent peptidase activity. The transcript has 15 exons. The record is from RefSeq and is a predicted model, not a curated record. Gene Ontology annotation, cellular component: peroxisomal matrix. NCBI's taxonomy places the organism in Eukaryota, Metazoa, Chordata, Actinopteri, Characiformes, Acestrorhamphidae. Bases 146 to 2677 code for a protein of 843 amino acids. Gene Ontology annotation, biological process: protein targeting to peroxisome; protein quality control for misfolded or incompletely synthesized proteins; protein processing.
AUUAUCACCAUAAACUUUGUCCCUGCGUGCUUGCCGUACUGCACGCUGGCUGCUGUCGUCAGUGUUUUCUGCUCACCUGAUCGGGUGUGAGAGCUCUCUGGAGCUGCAGAAAUCUCCUGUAUAACUGAGCACAGGACCCGCAGCGAUGUCCUCCAGCAGCGGCAUCCAGAUCCCCAGCCGCCUGCCCCUGCUGCUUACCCACGAGGGAGUGCUUCUGCCCGGGUCCACCACCCGGAUCAGCGUGGACUCGGCGCGGAACAUGCAGCUGGUGAAAAGCAGGCUGCUGAAGGGGACCUCGCUGAAGAGCACCAUUAUAGGGGUCAUUCCCAACACUAAAGACCCCGAGCACGACGGAGAGGAGCUGCCCUCUUUACACCGUAUUGGCACGGCAGGACUGGCAGUCCAGGUGGUGGGCAGUAACUGGCCAAAGCCACACUACACACUUCUCAUCACAGGCCUGUGCCGCUUCCGUGUGUCGCAGCUACUGAGGGAGCGGCCCUUCCCCGUGGCCAUGGUAGAGCAGCUGGACAGGCUGGAGCAGUACACAGAGGGAGAGCAGCUGGACGGAGAGCUGGGGGAACUGUCUCAGAGAUUCUACCAGGCUGCUGUGCAGCUGGUGGGUAUGCUAGACAUGUCAGUGCCCGUGGUGGCGAAGCUCCGACGACUGUUAGACAGCCUGCCCAGAGAGACCCUGCCUGAUGUGCUCGCAUCCAUGAUCCGCACUUCCAACACAGAGAAACUCCAGGUGCUGGAUGCUAUAGAUCUGGAGGAGCGAUUUAAGAAGACUCUCCCGUUGCUCACCAGACAGAUUGAGGGACUCAAGCUGCUGCAGAAGACCCGUAAACUCAGACCCGAUGAUGACAAGAGAGUUCUGGCAAUCCGUAAAGGCGGCGUGUUCCCUGGGCGCCAGUUCUCACUUGAGGAGGACGGUGAGGAUGAGGAUGGUGAUGACAUGGUGGUGUUGGAUAGGAAAGUGAAGGAGGCAGGCAUGCCUGAGCCAGCCUUACGAGUGUGUCUGAAAGAGCUCAAACGUCUAAAGAAGAUGCCUCAGUCCAUGCCAGAGUACGCUCUCACUCGCAACUACCUGGAACUCAUGGUGGAGCUUCCAUGGAGCAAAAGCACCACAGACUGCCUGGACAUCCGGGCUGCUCGGGUGCUGCUGGACAAUGACCACUAUGCCCUGGAGAAGCUGAAGCGGCGAGUAUUGGAGUACCUGGCGGUGCGACAGCUCAAGAGUGCCCUCAAGGGUCCUAUCCUGUGCUUUGUGGGGCCACCGGGUGUGGGCAAGACCAGCGUAGGCCGCUCAAUCGCUCGCACUCUGGGCAGAGAGUUUCACCGAAUAGCCCUCGGAGGAGUGUGUGACCAGUCAGACAUCCGCGGCCACAGGAGAACCUACGUGGGAAGCAUGCCUGGCCGCAUCAUCAACGGCCUGAAGACGGUUGGUGUCAACAAUCCUGUUUUCUUAUUGGAUGAAGUGGACAAACUGGGGAAGAGUCUGCAGGGGGACCCUGCUGCUGCCCUGCUUGAGGUUCUGGACCCGGAGCAGAACCACAGCUUCACGGACCACUACCUUAACGUGGCCUUUGACCUCUCGCAGGUCCUCUUCAUCGCCACGGCGAACACCACAGCAACCAUCCCCCCAGCCCUUCUGGACAGAAUGGAGGUCCUGCAGGUUCCAGGGUAUACACAGGAGGAGAAAGUGGAAAUCGCUCAUCGGCACCUGAUCCCUCAUCAACUGGAGCAGCAUGGCCUCACCCCUCAACAGCUACAAAUCCCUCAAGACACUACACAGGAGAUCAUUAGCAAGUACACUCGGGAGGCCGGUGUGCGUUCUCUAGAGAGGAAGAUCGGGGCCAUCUGUCGAGCUGUGGCUGUGAAGGUGGCAGAAGGUCACAAGUUGUCAAAAACAGAAUCAUCGAGCGAGUCUGAGACAGGUCAGGAACGAGAGGGGAAAGGAGUGGACUCGGACAUAGCAGCUCCUCCAGAGAUGCCUAUAGUUAUUGACCAAAUUGCACUGAAGGACAUCCUGGGGCCACAGAUCUUUGAGAUGGAGGUGUCUGAGCAUCUGACUCUGCCGGGCGUGGCGAUUGGGCUGGCCUGGACUCCGCUUGGUGGAGAGAUAAUGUUUGUGGAGGCCAGUCGCAUGGAGGGUGAAGGCCAGCUCACUUUAACGGGGCAGCUGGGUGAUGUCAUGAAGGAGUCGGCUCACCUGGCCAUCACCUGGCUCCGCAGCAACGCCAAGACCUACCAGCUAACCAACAUUGCAGGCUGUGCGGACCCUCUGGAGGGAAAUGACAUCCACUUGCACUUCCCGGCGGGCGCAGUCACCAAGGACGGACCCUCUGCCGGGGUUACCAUAGUAACAUGCCUAGCCUCUCUGUUCAGUGGGCGUCUGGUGCGCUCUGAUGUGGCCAUGACUGGAGAGAUCACUCUGAGGGGACUGGUGCUGCCGGUGGGAGGCAUUAAGGAUAAAGUCCUGGCGGCUCACCGGGCAGGUCUCAAGCGGAUCAUCCUCCCCAAGCGCAAUGAGAAGGACCUGGAGGAGAUCCCGGGACACAUACGGGCUGAACUGGACUUUGUUACGGCCGGCACUUUAGAUGACGUUCUCAAUGCUGCCUUUGAUGGAGGAUUCCCUGCUCUCUCCCUGACUCACCCACAGAUUACCAGCAAACUCUGAGAGACUGCAGGGCUCACAUACACAAACACACAAACACACACACACACACGGUAACGAGACAGGCCUUCAUGUUCCUCUUUCAGAACACUAAAAUAAUCAGCCUAUGGAGAUGUCUUGUAAUUAGAUGUUCCAACACUGAAAACUUAGCACUUAAUUCAGAGUUUCCUUUGUUUUCUUCAUUUUUUUCUUUAAUAGAAAAACACUGUGAAUAAUGUUUAUUUUUGGUUUUGAGAAUGUCACUAGCUGACAUUAGUUUGAUAUUAACAACUGUAAUUACUGUUAACAGUACCUUUAUUUUUGAUUUAUAGUGGAGCUGCAUAUUAAUGAUGACCGUAAAAGAUUGUCUGCUAAUUUAACCAAGAGGGAAUAAGAUGCAAUUUUUUUUUUUUUCAAACUGUGUAUCAUUUUUAAUUCAUUCUUCUGGAGAAAACUAAUGUUCAUUGAGCUUCUCUUUAUUAAUAGAUAGAUUUAUACAUUUAUAAUCAUAUAUUGAACAAUCAACAAUUAAUAACUGAGCAGUUGUAUAACUGUUAUACAAUAUUCUGCUGCUUUAAUUAACUUAAGAUUAAGUUUAUUAUAAGUUACUUAACAGACUUCUGUUUAGUAAGUAAAACUCAGUUAGUUUUGUUGUUCCCAUGAAAGACAGUUUUCAAAUUAACGUAAUGAGCGCAUGUUUGGUCAGUGCAACAUUUGAAGCAAUAAACUUUGCUUUGUUCUCUCUUCUA